GAUCAGAAUGCGAAAACAAGUACUCUUUGACCACGUAAACACAAGAAAAUACUAAUAUCUGCGAGAUUCCGUGUAUUGUGAAAGGCGGAAAUUAGAAGUGAGAUUUGGUGUUAUCAGUAGUUAUUCAGUGAAACCUAUCAGAAAUGGUGAAUUUGGGCGACGAAUUUCCUAACUUUAAAGUCAAUACCACAAUUGGAACUAUCCAGUUCCAUGAAUGGCUUGGAGAUUCAUGGGGUGUUCUGUUUUCCCAUCCGGCAGAUUUCACUCCUGUAUGCACUACGGAAUUAGCUCGCGUGGCUAAUCUUAUGCCGGAAUUCGAAAAGCGAAACGUGAAAGUAAUAGCACUGUCGUGUGAUUCUGUGGAGUCACAUUCCAAAUGGAUUGAAGAUAUAAAAAGUUAUGGUGGCCACGUAGCAGAUAAAUUUCCGUACCCGAUUAUUGCUGAUGAAGGAAGAGAUUUAGCUGUUCAGUUGGGGAUGCUGGAUCCUGAUGAACGUGAUAAAGAUGGCCUUCCAUUAACAUGCCGAGCUGUUUUUGUUAUUAGCCCAACAAAAAGACUGAAACUUUCAAUUUUGUAUCCUGCUACUACUGGUCGUAACUUUGCUGAAAUCUUAAGAGCAAUUGAUUCACUGCAGCUGACAGAGAACAAAAAGGUGGCAACUCCUGCAGACUGGCAGAGUGGUGGUGACUGCAUGGUCCUUCCAACCCUGAAAGAGGAGGAAGCAGCCAGUUUGUUUCCAAAAGGCAUUUCAGUGAAACCUUUGCCAUCAGGCAAAUCAUAUCUAAGAGUUACUCCACAGCCAUAAGUGUAUAUCUUUGUCGUAUUUUGAUCUCAUUUUUCUUAGUUAUGAAACUGUGAUGCACCUUUGUUUUGAUGUAACACAUGAUGUGAGCACAUAAUGUCGUGUGAGGUAAUUGAAAUCAAUGGAAGGGAUAUGAGCAGCUGUGUUUUAAAAUUUCGUUUUAUGAUAAGGGUUUCAAAGCUAAUGCUUGAAAAUUAUUCAUGGUCUUAAACAAUGAAUUAUAAUUACAGAUAUUAAGAGUUAUGCAUUUUGUGUUGUGUAUAAGUAAUGUAAAUUAGUUUGUGAAUUGUGAUGUACAAGCUCAAAUGACAUGAUUUACUACCUAAAAUAGACAAGAGGGUCAAAGAUUUCUCUUCCAAAUGUGAAAUUUACCAUCUAGCAUUGCCUUAAGCUUGGCAACAGUGAUAACCAUAUAUAUUAUAUUAACGCAGCACUUCUGUAGAGUUUGUAACAAGGUGAUUAAUGAACAUGUCUGAUUACUGUUUGAGUUAAUAAGAUAUUUCAUUUGGUAGCGACAAGUGGCAAUGUUUUAAAUAUUCUCUGGUGAAUUAUGAACUCGUGCAUACACGUGAAUUUUAUCAAGUGUACUUAACUUGUUCUGUGAUGUUUAUCUGAUGUACUUAAAUUAUAAAUGUGCUGAAAUCUAGUUCUGGUUGCUGCAUCCAGUGCCUUUGUGAUUUUAUUAUUAGGGUAUUGUUAUUAAACAGUAUUUUGUAUACACAUAGUUACUAUCUUAUAUUUUUGUUACUAGUUCUGUUUCUCUGAUGUAAAAGAAAAAUAUUAGUAAAACGAUGUGGAACAAGGUGCGGUUUAAAUAAUUGCUUUACAGAAAGGUUGUGAUCCACAAAGAUAUGCAAAUAUGUUUUAUUCAGAUUCUGCUGAGAUUGUGUACAUUAGAAGAUAAUUCCAAUUAAUAAAAUACCUAUAAAACAGUAAACAUGGCAGGCCAGCCUUCAUCAAGCUAAGAUAUAGACAGAAACAAGAUUCCCUUCAGUGGUAUAUUUUAAAAUUUUACUGUUUACAUAAACAGGUGCACAAAAAUUGUUCCAUAUACUGUUUAUCACAUACCUUUAAAGCCAUUUCACCGAACCAUUGAAAUGCCUCAUGAUUACUAUCAAACUGUCAUACUUGUGAAUUGAUACACCUGAUCAAGAACUUGACAAAGAAAGCUUUGAGAGGGAGGUAGUGAGUGCGUAAAUUUAUUUAUUUUUUUGAUGUGAUGCAAACCAACAUACACAUUUUGACACACUUUAUUCUAAGACAUAAAACAAAAACUUUUAUGUGAAUGCCUUUUAUGAGAAACAUAGUAAGUUUGUUUAUAUAUUGUCUUCAAUAUGUGUUCCAGAUGGUUUAAAAUUAACAUUGUUUGUUCCAUUUUUCUCAGUCUUUCCAUGAGUGCGAUGCAAAUGGAACUAAAAAGCAGUUGACAGAAUAUGUGAUAUAAAAAAAUUAAGUUUAAACAAUCAAAAUGACUAAAUUUAGCAUCAGACUUGAGAAAAGAUAACUUCAUUGGGAACUACGAGAGUUGGCUGAAACGUAAUGCCUCCACCUUCUUAACUCUUCAACAGUUGGCAGCACUGGUAUGUGGCAGGUACUGGCUUGUUCCAUAGCCUCUUCUCUACAGCUCCAGUUGGUGGGUUUUCCUGCAGCAUGACAAUGCCAAACACACACUUCACUUGCCACCACAACAGAACGUCAGAGACUGAAUCUCGCUACUGUAUGGCAUCCUCCAUACAGUCCAGAUUAAGCACCGUUGGACUUCCAUCUGUUCCCAAUAAUGAAAGACGAUCUGUGGGGACAUCAUUAUGCUUCUGAUGAAGACGUUGGAGACUGUGGUUGCGGAAAGUGUCGACUUCUUCCGUGAUGGCUUCAGAAAACUUGUUAAUUAUUGACAGAAAUGUAUCCAAUUGGCUGGUGAUUAUGUGGAGUGGUGAAUACUGGUAAUUAAAGAUCACAUUCUAAG
Molecule: messenger RNA, 2766 nt
Organism: Schistocerca cancellata (South American locust)
Lineage: Eukaryota; Metazoa; Arthropoda; Insecta; Orthoptera; Acrididae
Gene: Prx6a
Product: peroxiredoxin-6
Exons: 5
Coding region: 144-806 (220 amino acids)
Biological process (GO): cell redox homeostasis; cellular oxidant detoxification
Cellular component (GO): cytosol; mitochondrion
Molecular function (GO): peroxiredoxin activity
Source: RefSeq, a predicted model, not a curated record